This is a messenger RNA of Egretta garzetta (little egret), 1424 nucleotides long. It is a transcript of the gene STX2, whose product is annotated as syntaxin 2. The record is from RefSeq and is a predicted model, not a curated record. Gene Ontology annotation, biological process: exocytosis; intracellular protein transport; synaptic vesicle fusion to presynaptic active zone membrane. Gene Ontology annotation, molecular function: SNARE binding; SNAP receptor activity. The coding region runs from base 1 to 837 and encodes 278 amino acids. The transcript is spliced from 10 exons. Gene Ontology annotation, cellular component: SNARE complex; synaptic vesicle; plasma membrane. Lineage: Eukaryota; Metazoa; Chordata; Aves; Pelecaniformes; Ardeidae.
AUGGCGUGUAAAGGAAAUGAAGAUGGGGAGACAGUUAUUGUUGAAAAAGACCAUUUUAUGGAUGACUUUUUCCAACAGGUUGAGGAACUUAGAAAUAAUAUAGCAAAAAUAGCAGAAAAUGUGGAAGAAGUGAAGAAGCAGCACAGCAUUAUCCUGUCAGCACCAAAUCCUGAAGGAAGAACAAAGGAAGAACUUGAAGAAUUAAAUGAGGAAAUAAAGAAGAUUGCUAAUAAAAUCCGAGCCAGGUUAAAGGCUAUUGAACAAAGCUUUGAUCAGGGCGAAAAUGCUAAUCGAACAUCAGUGGACCUCAGGAUAAGAAAAACACAGCAUUCUGUGUUAGCUCACAAGUUUGUGGAGGUCAUGACGGAAUACAACGAGACCCAAACUCUUUUUCGAGAACGCAGCAAAGGUCGGAUACAGAGACAAUUAGAGAUAACUGGAAAGACCACCACUGAUGAGGAACUGGAAGAAAUGUUAGAGAGUGGUAAUCCUUCAAUUUUCACUUCUGAUAUUAUCUCAGACUCUCAAAUAACUAGGCAAGCUCUGAAUGAAAUUGAGUCACGUCACAAGGAUAUUAUGAAACUGGAAUCUAGCAUACGGGAACUGCAUGAAAUGUUUAUGGACAUGGCAAUGUUUGUUGAGACUCAGGGUGAAAUGAUCAACAACAUAGAGAAGAACGUGAUGAAUGCAUCAGAUUAUGUGGAACAUGCAAAAGAGGAGACAAAAAAGGCAGUUAAAUAUCAGAGUAAAGCACGAAGGAAAUUGAUGUUCAUAAUUAUAUGUGUAACUGUAUUGCUUCUGAUACUUGGAAUUAUCCUAGCAACAACACUAUCAUAGCAAGCACAUUCUAAGAGUUAUGAACCUUCAGAAACUCCAAAAUACAUCUUCUGUAAAACCAAACCUUUUUUAAUAAGUGAUGCCUUACACUGUUCCGUGAUGAUGACCUAUCACUAAUGGCUAAAAAUGAAAACAAAAUCACUCUUAAUGUUUACUCGUAAAUGAAGAUCAGAAUGUAUUAGGAUAUGUAUGAAUUUUCAUCAUAAACUAUACAUCAGUAAGACAGAAACUUGCUCUUAAUUGUUUUGAACGAAAGUAACAGGAUUUUUUUUGUAUCUCAGUGUUAUAAACAGUUUAAGUAGGGAGUUGAGAGGCUAUUGAGUUCUGACUGUUUAGCUUUUUUUCCUAUUGCUAAUACAACUCUAAUCAUGAAUUUUAAACCAGUGCUGCUUUUGUUAGCACUCUUGUAAACUUUUUUGAGGUGUAGCCUUGUCUUUAACUGUAUUAAUUAUUUAGUCACCUUAACCCAUCUAAGCUUUAUACUUAAAAAAUUUUUCUUCAAUAAGUGCUAAAAUAUUUUAUCCUGAAAAGACUACUUAUUUAACUAUCUGCCUAUUGCAUUACACUUGAGAAGAGGAUAAAAAAAA